GGGCCCCAGAUGUCCCCGCCUCCCCAUGGGCCCCAGGAAGUCUGCAGCAUCCAGCACCCUAAACUGCCAGAGAAGCGCACCCCAGGGUGGGUGGAGUGUCCCGGGGAGGGUGCGUGGCCAUGAAGCCUUCCUGGCUGCAAUGUCGCAGAGUCACAGGUGCAGGGGGCCUCGGGGGACCCCUGCCCGGUCCCCCCACAGCCCGGGGAGCAGGCCCAGGCCGCAGGGCACUGCUGGGGCCCCAGGGAAGCCGGGGCUGCCGGGCUCUGGCAUCCGGGGGCAGUGAGUACAAGACCCACUGGGCGGCCUCGGUGUCCGACCCCGAGAGGUUCUGGGGCCAAGCUGCCCAGCAGAUCAGCUGGUACAGGCCCUGGACCAUCACCCUGGAGCAGAGACACCCCCCUGCCACGCGCUGGUUUGUGGAAGGAAUGCUCAACAUUUGCUACAACGCCAUCGAUCGUCAUGUUGAAAAUGGUAAAGGAGAUAAAAUUGCUAUCAUCUAUGACAGUCCUGUUACAAAUACCAAGGCAACUAUUGCCUAUAAAGAAGUCCUGGAGCAGGUGUCUAAACUGGCUGGCGUUCUGGUUAAACAUGGCGUCAAGAAAGGCGACACAGUGGUCAUCUACAUGCCAAUGAUCCCACAGGCCAUGUACACCAUGCUGGCAUGUGCAAGGAUAGGGGCCAUACAUAGCCUCAUCUUUGGGGGAUUUGCGUCCAAAGAACUGAGCAGUCGGAUUGAUCAUGCAAAGCCCAAACUGGUCGUGACAGCAUCAUUUGGUAUUGAACCUGGCAGGAGAGUAGAAUACAUACCACUUCUCGAAGAGGCGCUGAGAAUAGGACAGCAUGCACCAGACAAAGUUCUCAUUUAUAACCGUCCAAAUAUGGAAGCUGUUCCUCUGACUCCAGGCCGUGACCUUGACUGGGAUGAAGAGAUGGCUAGAGCACACCCCCAUGACUGUGUCCCUGUCCUCUCAGAACACCCGCUGUAUAUCCUCUACACUUCCGGAACCACAGGGCUCCCAAAGGGUGUGGUUAGACCCACUGGUGGCUAUGCUGUCAUGCUCAACUGGACAAUGUCUUCUAUUUAUGGACUUAAGCCUGGAGAGGUAUGGUGGGCAGCUUCUGACUUAGGCUGGGUGGUGGGACAUUCCUAUAUUUGCUACGGACCUCUUCUACAUGGGAAUCCAACAGUCUUAUAUGAGGGGAAGCCUGUGGGAACACCAGAUGCAGGGGCCUACUUCCGAGUGCUGGCGGAGCAUGGGGUGGCUGCCUUGUUCACCGCACCCACUGCCAUUCGAGCCAUCCGUCAGCAGGACCCUGGGGCCGCAUUGGGGCAGCAGUAUGCUCUCACCAGGUUCAAAACACUGUUUGUGGCUGGGGAGCGGUGUGACGUGGAGACCCUGGAAUGGUCCAGAAAGGUCUUCAGAGUACCAGUCUUGGACCACUGGUGGCAGACGGAGACUGGAUCCCCCAUCACAGCAUCCUGCAUUGGAUUAGGGAAUUCAAAAACACCUCCUCCUGGACAAGCAGGGAAAAGCGUCCCUGGUUACAAUGUUAUGAUUUUGGAUGACAACAUGCAAAAACUGAAAGCUUGGAGUCUGGGAAACAUCGUGGUGAAGUUGCCAUUACCACCCGGGGCUUUUUCAGGACUCUGGAAGAACCAGGAAGCGUUCAAGCAUUUAUACUUCGAGAAAUUUCCUGGCUACUACGACACCAUGGAUGCGGGCUAUAUGGAUGCAGAAGGCUACCUGUAUGUCAUGUCUCGUGUUGAUGAUGUCAUAAAUGUUGCUGGCCACAGGCUUUCUGCGGGUGCCAUUGAAGAGUCUGUUCUUUCCCAUGGCGCCGUGGUGGACUGUGCCGUGGUGGGCAAGGAGGACCCGCUGAAAGGCCACGUUCCACUGGCCCUGUGUGUGUUGAGGACAGAUGUAAAUGCCACGGAGGAACAGAUCUUAGAGGGCAUCGUGAAACACGUUCGCCAGACCAUUGGGCCGGUGGCUGCCUUUCGAAACGCCGUGUUUGUCAAGCAGUUACCCAAAACCAGAUCUGGCAAGAUCCCGAGGUCAGCAUUGUCUGCCCUUGUCAAUGGAAAGCCCUACAAGAUAACACCUACCAUUGAAGACCCCAGCAUUUUUGGACACAUAGAAGAAGUGCUAAAGAAGGCAUCCUGAUAUUUUAUGUUUGAGUUGAUUUUCUAAUUGAACUCUAGCUGCUUAAAAAAAAAAAACAAUGACUUUCAGAACAAAAAAUUUUAAUAGAAAUUACUUGCAAAUCGAAAUGUAAAUUUUUGAAGCUUUGUUGAAAAACCUGUACUUGAAGAUUUGUGAGAUACCUUCUUCCUGAUCAACCCACUUUGCCACCAGUUGUCUGGAAUGUGGCUUAAAAGUUAAAAUGCAUACAUACACACACACACACACACGCACACACGCGCACAUGCACAUGCAUACACCCAUAUACAGGUAACAGAUAAGUUUUUUAAAAGUGUACUCUAUCCCAGAACAUUUUCUUUGAAAGUGAAAAUACAGAACCACUUCCUGAACGAGGAAUCUGAAGCUUUGGUCCAACACCGAACACUCAAAUUGAAGUCAGAAAUAAUUACAUUGGGGGGUGUAUGGAAAUUCUGAAUAUUUUCUAAUAUUUUUAAGUGCCUACAUGCCUGGUUAUUUUUAAAACAAAGAGAUGGAGUCUGAAGUGAAAGGUGAUGAUCCGGAGAGAUUCUGGGAAGAAACACUGGACUAGUCGAGUCCCUGCAGACUAUGGGGUGCGCUGGAUACAGCAGUGCCUUGGCCACUGUGUCAGAGGAAAUGACAGGCCUGGCGAGAGCUGCGAGGUCAUUGAUUCCAAUCUGUUGUGCUGAAGAUGAGGACUGCUUUGAGCCCCCUUCCAGGAUCGGAUCUUAAAUCAUGCACUAUGGAAUAAUGACUUGGGGACAGACUGUCAAGGGCAGUUCUGGAAGAAAUGUACAAGUUUAUGUGCUAUGCCAAGAAAGAUUUUUUAGAGAAUCUGAAAAUUCAGAUUUGUAUGUGACACCUCUGAUUACUUUUAAAUAGUUCACUAGUAAUAUUGUGACAUCCAAAUGAAAAGAUGUGCUUGGAAGUCAGAAUAUUGAGGGUGUGUGUGUGUGUGUGUGUGUGUGUGUGUGUGUGUAAAAAAUGCUGUUGAACUGCUUGCUGAUACAGUGUGGACCUUAAAAUCCUGCUUUUAAGCUGCCUUCUGGGGUCCCAAGUCUCCCGCAACACAAGGAAUUUCCUUUUUGAAUGAAAUUUCUUUCCCUUCCUUCUUUCCUUCCUUCCUUCCUUCCUCCCUCCCUCCCUUUCUUCCUUCCUUUCUCCCCUCUUAUCCCCUCCCCUCUUCUCUCUCCCUCUUUUCUUCUUUCUUUCUGGCCAUCGCAGGAACUUUACUGCUGUGAACCAACUUUUUUUCAGAAACAGGGACAGAAACGGGGAGCAUCAGGGCUUCCUCCAGGGCAUGGGAGCCAGGCUGGAACCUGGGCCCACUGUUUGGGUGAGCUGUUCUGCAGUUCUUGAUACUCUCUUUUCACACGUCAUACUUGAGGAUGAAAUUUAUUCAUCUAGCUACUCCCUUUUCAUUCUUUCAAAAAUCUGAGUUAAAUGAACUGCAUAGACAUUCAGUUUAUAAAUUCAAAAUGAGUAACUUAAACUCUUGAGUAUCCAUCACCACACUGUUAUCUUACCCAAAUCAUUUGCUGUGUCAUAGCAUUGAAAUGUACCUCCCUAUUUUUUUGUUCAUAUAACGUUCAAUUAAUUUGAGGUGGAGCACUGAGUGGGUAAAAAGUUGGACUCUGAAGCCUAAGGUCAGUGACUUUGAAAUGCAAUUUCUGUCCCCGCUGGUGCAUUCUUUGUAAGGCAGAAAUGCAGGCGGAUCUGAGAAGUAUGCCAAGGUGGUGUCUUCAGUCCUCUUGCCCAUUUUCCUGGUAAUCAAAUUUGAAGGGACAGGAAAGCAGACAGUCUUAUGUUGUUACAUCCCUGUGGAAUGGGACUGGAAGACUGUCUGAAAUGCAAGGAGGCAGCUCUUGGCUGUAUCUGGCUGAGGCUAUGUCUCUGGUUUGGAGAGUCAGAGAGUAAUACUAUUCUUCUCAUGUGCCUCAAGAUGGGAAAGAAACAUAGGCUCACCAGAUUUGCUUACAUCUUGGAAGGAAAAUGAUUGCCUAUCGUAAUACCUAGCACAAGGCGCUUUGACCAGGUGCUCCUUCAACUACACAGAAUUAAAUGUACCUUCAAGAUGAACAAUAGACCAUCCUUAAAAAGGUGUGCUUACUUGAAUGGGCUGAAAUGCAUUCUGCAUGAGAUUCUGCUGGGAUUUCCAUGAAAAUAUUUUUAUCUGAGUACAUCAGAAUAAUGAGAAUAGAAACAUUUCCUUUAAAAGUGUAUAGAGGGCAGAAAGCAUAAUGGUUAUGUUAAUGACUUUUAUAGCUGAGAUUCUGUGAUCCCAGGUUCAGUGCCGUGCACCACCAUCAGCAAGAGCUGAGUAGAGCUCUGAAAAUAUACAUAUACAUAUAAAUAUAUAUGGAAACUUGUUUUCUAAUUCACUGACUUAUUUUGCUAUAAAAAUGUGUGCAAAUGAGAACUGCUUUGCCUUAAAAAACAGCUUCGUUUAUAUAAAAUCAUACUCAUUAAAAUGUGAACAUUCAUAA
Molecule: messenger RNA, 4648 nt
Organism: Erinaceus europaeus (western European hedgehog)
Lineage: Eukaryota; Metazoa; Chordata; Mammalia; Eulipotyphla; Erinaceidae
Gene: ACSS3
Product: acyl-CoA synthetase short chain family member 3
Exons: 16
Coding region: 120-2165 (681 amino acids)
Source: RefSeq, a predicted model, not a curated record